AUGUCUGAGUCAAACCCCGCGAAGCGAACACAGGUUCUGAUCCUGGAUGGGGGACUAGGAACCACCCUCGAGGACGUGUUCCACCAGGACAUAUCGCACGCCCUCUGGUCGGCCAAGCCUAUCGACGAGGACCCCGAGGUGAUCAUAUCAGCGCACCUAGCCUUCCUGCGGGCUGGGGCCGAUGUCAUCCUGACUUCCUCGUAUCAGUGCGCGUACACCACAUUCGAACGCGCCGGGUACACUCGAGACGAUGCUCGGCGCAUCAUGCUCAAGUCCGUGCAGCUCGCCCAGGAGGCCAGGCGCCGCUUCCGGGAAGAGACACUUGCGACGCCCCGAGACGUGAAGAUAGCCCUCUCGCUAGGUCCUUACGGCGCGAUGCUCUACCCCGCACAGGAGUUCGACGGAUUCUACCCGCCGCCGUACGGCCCGGUUCUAUCACCUUCACAAAAGAAGACCAACGCCUUCGAGGACACUCCGGAGGGGACAGCACAGGAGCAAGCCGCGAUCGACGAGCUCGCGGCGUUCCACUACGAACGCCUGUGUACCUUCGCUGACGAUGCGGGGACGUGGGAUGUAGUCGACUUUGUCGCAUUCGAGACGGUCCCCCUCCGGCGCGAAAUCUAUGCCAUCCGCAAAGCGGUUGCAUGCUUUGGUGGCGAACGGAUGAAGCCGUGGUGGAUCAGCACGGACUACCCAGGUGGACGCUUCCCGGAGACGAAGGCAAACGGGGAACAUCUUACCGCGACCGAUGCCGCGAGCGCAGCACUCCUAGACGGCGAGGAAACUGCAGCGUGGGGCUUUGGUAUCAACUGCACUGGACUCGAGUUCCUUCCCGCGCUGCUGGAGGAAGCGCGAGCGGUAGCGAAGAAGCACCUGGAGAAGCACGGCAAACGGCUAUGGCUGGUCUUGUACCCGAACCGAGGCGAUGUCUACGACCCAGUAACCCAGAGCUGGCGCGAGAGCAGUGGACAAGGACAGAAGUGGGCGGUGGGAUUUGGCACGGUGGUACUUGACGCCAUAGCACACGGAGAUUGGGAGGGCGUAAUAGCAGGAGGAUGUUGCAAGACCGGACCAGACGAGAUUGUAGCUUUGGCCAAGGAGAUACGUACUUGA
This is a messenger RNA of Trametes versicolor FP-101664 SS1, 1113 nucleotides long. Its product is annotated as Homocysteine S-methyltransferase. The transcript has 3 exons. Gene Ontology annotation, biological process: S-methylmethionine cycle. Gene Ontology annotation, molecular function: S-adenosylmethionine-homocysteine S-methyltransferase activity. NCBI's taxonomy places the organism in Eukaryota, Fungi, Basidiomycota, Agaricomycetes, Polyporales, Polyporaceae. Bases 1 to 1113 code for a protein of 370 amino acids. The record is from RefSeq and is a predicted model, not a curated record.